Pseudoliparis swirei is the source of this 2013-nucleotide messenger RNA. RefSeq lists its product as uncharacterized. The transcript has a single exon. NCBI's taxonomy places the organism in Eukaryota, Metazoa, Chordata, Actinopteri, Perciformes, Liparidae. The record is from RefSeq and is a predicted model, not a curated record.
AUGCAAAAUAUCACAAUAUACUCACUAUAUGUAGUGUUGUGGCUUGACCUGGCAAAUGCAUUCGGUUCCAUUCCACACGAGCUGGUUCAGCUCACCUUGAGAAAACAUCAUGUACCCAGCAGGUGUAGAGACCUCAUCGCUGAUUAUUACAGCAAUUUCAGGAUGAUGGUCUCUUCAGGAGCAAUAACAUCCAGUUGGCACAAGGUGAAGAUCGGUAUCAUCACAGGGUGUACUAUCUCUGUGACAUUGUUCUCCCUAGCCAUGAACAUGCUCACUAAGUCUGCUGAGCCAGAGUGCAGAGGGACCCGCACGAAUUCCGGACAACGGCAACCACCCAUCAGGGCAUUCAUGGAUGACCUCACAGUCAUGACAGAAUCCGUCCCAGGCUGCCGGUGGAUUCUGAAGGGACUUGAGAAGCUGGUGGAGUGGGCCCGGAUGCGUUUCAAACCCGCCAAAUCCAGAUCAAUGGCGCGGAGGAAAGGGAAGGUGGAGGACAAGUUCCGUUUUAACAUCACAGGCACAGCCAUUCCAACUAUCACAGAGAAGCCAGUCAAGAGCUUGGGCAAGGUUUUUGACUGCUCUCUGAGAGACACAACAUCUAUCCAGUCGACCUGCACUGAGUUGGAUGGCUGGCUGAAAUCUGUGGACAAGUCAGGCCUACCUGGGAAGUUUAAAGCCUGGGUCUACCAACAUGGCAUUCUUCCCAGGAUCCUGUGGCCCCUCCUUGUCUAUGCGGUCCCUAUCUCAACAGUUGAGACCUUGGAGAGGAAAGUCAGCCAACACCUCCGGAGAUGGCUUGGAUUACCAAGGAGCCUGAGCAGUAUUGCACUCUACGGGAACACCAACAAACUGCGACUGCCUUUCAAAUCCUUGGAGGAGGAAUUCAAGGUAACUAGAGCCAGAGAAGUGGUUCAGUACAGGGACUCAAGCGAUCCGAAGGUGGCUAAAGCAGGGAUCCAAGUGAGGACUGGCAGGAAAUGGAGUGCAGAGGAAGCAGUUCAAGAGGCAGAUGCAAGGCUGCGUCACAGGAGCCUGGUGGGAGUGGUCACACGAGGUCGAGCAGGGCUAGGAUCCUUUCCAACUCCCCAAAUGAACACCAGGGGGAAGGAAGGGUGACGACUUGUUCAGGCGGGGGUGAGAGCAGCAGUGGAGGAGACGAGAACCUGCAAGGCAGUGGGAAUGAAGCAACAGGGAGCUUGGACGAGAUGGGAGAAUGCGGUUGAAAGGAAAGUGACCUGGGCUGAGCUUUGGAAAGCCGAGCCUCACCGCAUCAAAUUCCUCAUCCAGGCAGUGUAUGAUGUGCUUCCAAGCCCGUCAAAUCUGCACAUAUGGGGCAUAGCAGAGACACCAACAUGCCCACUGUGUUCCAAGCGAGGAACCCUGGAACACAUCCUCAGUUGCUGUACAAGUGCACUUGGAGAUGGUUGGUACAGGUGGAGGCAUGACCAAGUCCUCAAGACCAUUGCUGAAGCUAUCAGCGCAGGACUGGCAUGGGCAAAGCAGUUCCGACCCUCCAAGAAAACCAUCGCCUUUGUCAGAGCUGGGGACAAGCCAACUCCUGCCAGAAGAACAUCAUCUGCAGGCAUCCUGAUGUCUGCAAGAGACUGGCAGUUGUUGGUGGACCUUGAACAUCAGCUGAAGUUCCCCAGCCAUAUUGCAGUCACCACCCUGCGACCAGACAUUGUCCUUGUGUCUGAGUCCACCAAGCAAGCAGUGCUGCUGGAGCUGACAGUCCUGUGGGAAGAUCGCUUGGAAGAAGCCUUUGAGAGGAAGCUCUCCAAGUACACAGGACUGGUCAGUGACUGCCAGCAGGCUGGCUGGAGAGCACGGUGUUUCCCUGUGGAGGUUGGAUGCAGAGGAUUUGCAGCCCGUUCCUUGGCCAGAGCCUUCAGUAGUUUAAGCAUCGAGGUUAAGUGAAAGAGGAGAGCCAUCCGCAGUACCACCGAUGCGGCAGAGAGAGCCUCAAGAUGGCUGUGGCUCAAAAGAGGGGAGCCAUGGAGUCAUGGUAGCUAG